This is a messenger RNA of Penicillium oxalicum, 720 nucleotides long. Its product is annotated as putative pyruvate formate lyase activating enzyme. NCBI's taxonomy places the organism in Eukaryota, Fungi, Ascomycota, Eurotiomycetes, Eurotiales, Aspergillaceae. The coding region runs from base 1 to 720 and encodes 239 amino acids. The transcript has a single exon. The record is from RefSeq and is a predicted model, not a curated record.
AUGGACCUGACCCCUGAAGAGCUUGCAGAGUGGUACCUCAAGCUUCAGACCGUGGGUAACGUACACAACAUCAACCUCGUGACACCCGAACAUGUCGUCCCACAGGUUGUCUUGUCCAUCCUUGCCGCGCGAGACAUGGGUUUACGAGUGCCCAUCAUCUACAACACCUCGGCCUUUGAUUCCUUGGACUCAUUGAAACUUCUAGAUGGCCUUGUGGACAUCUACCUGCCUGAUUUCAAGGUUUGGCGCGAUAGUACGUCGAAACGACUCCUCAAGGCGGACAAUUACAAGGCAACCGCCAUGGAGAGCAUUCAAGAAAUGCAUCGCCAAGUGGGCGAUUUGUCAUUUACGUCAGACGGAAUUGCCAAGCAGGGCGUGCUGCUUCGUCACUUGGUGAUGCCCGGCAAGGAAGACGAGGGACGGGAGAUCAUGCGCUGGCUUGCGGACAAUGUCUCGAAAGAUCUCUAUGUCCACAUCAUGGAGCAAUAUCAUCCUGACGCACACGUGGGCAAGAAGAAAAGGCCGAGUCGGAAAGGGUCCGUUGGACUGACGGGAGCAGGAGAGACGGAGGGAUCUGAGCAGGGUGAACAAGUGCGAUAUGCGGAAAUCAAUCGUGCAGUGCGCGAUGAGGAGGUGACCUCUGUUCGCGAUGCUGCGGUCCAGGCGGGCCUUUGGCGUUUCUGUGAGGUACAUGAGCAAAAUAGUGCUUUUCAUCUUUGA